AUGAGAGAGGCAGCUACGUACAUGCGAGAGGCUUCUCCACUCAUCAUGUUUACAAACACAUCACGGAACAUGCUUCUACAGCCUUGCAAUACUUCCUCGGAUUUGGUACCGGAUCAGCUCUGUACUUUCUUCUGUAAAUGUGGAAGGCUAUUAGCGAUGGAUAAAAAGUCUUCUUUAAUCCUACCUCUUCUACACCGCACUUACCAAGAUUUGCCUCUUGCAGCCAACCUCGACGUUUGUGAAGCUUACCACGGUGGUUGCUCUCCAGAGGAUUAG
Molecule: messenger RNA, 276 nt
Organism: Eruca vesicaria subsp. sativa (arugula)
Lineage: Eukaryota; Viridiplantae; Streptophyta; Magnoliopsida; Brassicales; Brassicaceae
Source: the annotation of a GenBank genome assembly